AUGUCGGCUAUUAUAGCCCCAGAUGAGUACAGUCAGCAACUAGCAGCACUAGGCGACGACAGCGUAAGCCGUUGCUCAACGGACGAAGAGACUAUUUUGGGUUACGAUAGUGGUGAGACUAUUGAUAUUCUGCUCGAACGCCUCAGUGCGUGGAAGCACGUAUGCGAAUAUCUCUACUCUUAUAUUUCUGCAACUGCGAAAGCGCAGAAAUCCCAGUCAAGAGAAUAUGAAACGAUUCUGAAGAGCGUGAGCUAUCCACUCGAGGAAGGUCAUCAUUUUAAACCAAGCACAGAUGGGGUGGCUGGACUUUUCGAAAACAUAUACACUAAUACAAAGGAAAUGGUAAAAGUGUAUGCCCUGGCUGAGCGAAAUCUGAACGACAGCGUGCUGCUUAUGCUGGAACGUCUCCUCAAAGAAAUCAAAUCCGAAGCGAAACAAUUAAAGGUUGACAAAUCCAACGGGGCAAAUCUAAUCGCGAAAGCAUGGCGCGCAACACAGAAACAUAUCAUUCUCCUGGCUAAGAGCACUAGGUCCUAUGAUGCCAGCACCGGCAACAAGGUUGAACAGUCCCAUGAUCCCUACCUCCUCCGCCAGGGCGUCCACAGCAAAUUAAUUGAGCAAGCAACGAAAGAAAAGGACGAUCGACAAGAAAACCAAGAGAUUCAGGAAUCUUUCCUGUGGUUCGAAAUGCAUAUUUUGCAAACAGUUCAGUGUGUUAUAGCCAAGUUCUUCCAAUUUAUGGGUGGCCAGCUCGAUCAUCAGCGUGCAAUGUACGGUGAUAUCCUGGGUACAGCACAGCUUAUCCACCCGGAUUUGGAAUGGUUUAGUUUCGUGGAGCGAAAGAACGCGGCACUUCUGGAUCCCGAACCUUUGCGGAGGUUGUCAGUAUAUUCAACGUUUCCGAACAAGGACCAUCGAGCAACGAAACCAAUCAUUGAAGGCGACCUAGAAUGCCAUUGCCAUGGUAUAACUAAGGAAUGCCAUUAUGUGGUUACGCGAGCAGGCUACUUGCAUGGUUUCGGUCGUAACAAAGAACUUUACCAACAACCAGUUCCGGAGAUGUCCUUGUACUUAGCGAACUGCUCCAUCGGUCCUGUGAAUGAUCUCAAUUUCAGUGUUCAAGGCGUGAAUGUCUCCAGCAGAAAUUCCGUGAACCCGUUUCACACUACUACUAAGUUCAUUUUCAGAGCUCAAAGUACUGAUGAGGCUGAGAGAUGGCAUUCCGCAAUAGAUGCAGCGAUCCGACACUCGACGUCGUCUUUGCUAGCUACGGCAGAUACAGAGGCGGUUUGA
Molecule: messenger RNA, 1293 nt
Organism: Penicillium waksmanii
Lineage: Eukaryota; Fungi; Ascomycota; Eurotiomycetes; Eurotiales; Aspergillaceae
Exons: 4
Coding region: 1-1293 (430 amino acids)
Source: RefSeq, a predicted model, not a curated record